AUGCCAAUUACAGCCCACCACGUCAAUCAGAACGGCGAGCUGAUCUAUACGAUUUCGACCCCUGAACUCAAUGUGGUGGAACAGCAAACGUGGAAGGACAUUAAGAAUGAGCCAGAGCAUAUUGAAUUGUACCAGUACUUUUAUCACGACGAUCCACGACUGACGAUUGAGCGAAAGUCGAUCAACAAAAAGUUUAUCCAAAACAAGAUCCAAUCCAUGGUGCUUGACAAUAUCACUCAGGGCAAUUAUGAUGCUGCCCUGGAUCUCCUAGACAACAUGGUGGCCUCUGAGAGAAAACCAACAGCGUUGAUGGUAUUGCAUCUCUUUGAUAUCAUUCUUCGGCCUCAGCAAGAUUAUGGUACCGUCAAGCAGCUCAUGAACAUGUGCGAAAAGGCUCAGCGGAUCCUGCUCUAUAUAUUGGAAGUCUUUGGUGCUGGUGUCUUUGAUUGUGUAUGGAACAUGUUUCGAAUGCAUGGUGUCACCCGUCUCGGAAAACGACGCCAUGUCCAAAUGCUAGCCGAGUUUGAAGAUGAAGAUGAAGAGCCAUACGAAUGUUCCUUGACUGAAUUUGAUGAUCUAUGGGACCUCACAGCAAGAGCCAUUGAAUACGUUGAACCACGCUUCAGAUCAGGUGCCGAUAGGAAAGAACCUUCGAUGGAUGCUCCCGGUGGCAAAUUGCGUCGACAACAAGCCUUGGAUGUUAUCAUUUCAGUCCUUGAAGCGGAUAUUCGGAGUCGUAAAGAGAGUGCAAGUGCCAUUACACAAUGCAUGUUUAUGAAUAUGUUACGGCCGGAUAGCACAGGAAGGAGGACGCAGUUUGAUCGAUACUUGGACAUCAUAUUCAGCGCAUUUGGAUUGCAUGACGCAAAAGAUGAGGAUGAUACAUCACAAACGAAGGACGCAUCAAGUGUGGGUUUCGCUGGACGAUUACUCGACAUGAUGGCGAUUCUAUCCUGCUGUCAAAAUGCAGUAGCUGCCAAACCACUUGCCCAACAGACAUUUCGACGAUUCACCAAACUGGAUAUUGAUGGCUGUGCCACUUUGAUGCAGGUGAUCCAAUGCACAACAUUUCUUGCCACGCUCUGUGAUAUGCACCUAAGCGAUUCCGAUUGUUCAAAAGUGCCUGAGAAAUGCAAAGUACUACGAAAGGCAUCGAUUUACAACCUUGACAAGUUGUUCCGUUUCAAUCUUUGGACCCGACCCUUGUAUCUUGACGAGCUGAGUGAUGUUUAUCGGCAUGUUCUUAUUAUCUAUUGGCGUUUUACGACAUUUAUCCACGAGCGAUUCAUGCGAUUUGAGGUGCGGAGUAGCACUGACAACGUUGUACACAACAAGGUGCUGACAGCAUUGACGGAUGAGCAACGAGAACGGAUCAUUGUCAGUACAGCGGAUGCUAGUGAGAAAUGGCAUCAACAUGUUGAAUCGAUGAUUGAGGAUGCGCUUUCCAUGGACCCUGAUCAAGAAGAUGCUGAGAUGCUUACACAACAAAUACGGCAAACCGCAAAGCUACUGGUGAUGGAAUGGGAAGUUUAA
This is a messenger RNA of Lichtheimia ornata, 1533 nucleotides long. RefSeq lists its product as uncharacterized. The transcript is spliced from 8 exons. The record is from RefSeq and is a predicted model, not a curated record. The coding region runs from base 1 to 1533 and encodes 510 amino acids. Lineage: Eukaryota; Fungi; Mucoromycota; Mucoromycetes; Mucorales; Lichtheimiaceae.